This is a messenger RNA of Chrysochloris asiatica (Cape golden mole), 351 nucleotides long. RefSeq names its product ghrelin/obestatin prepropeptide (gene GHRL). Gene Ontology annotation, molecular function: growth hormone-releasing hormone activity; ghrelin receptor binding. The coding region runs from base 1 to 351 and encodes 116 amino acids. The record is from RefSeq and is a predicted model, not a curated record. Gene Ontology annotation, biological process: gastric acid secretion; positive regulation of growth hormone secretion; regulation of response to food. Gene Ontology annotation, cellular component: extracellular region. Lineage: Eukaryota; Metazoa; Chordata; Mammalia; Afrosoricida; Chrysochloridae. The transcript is spliced from 4 exons.
AUGUUCUCUUCAGGGACCAUCUAUAGCCUGCUGCUUCUCAGUGUGCUUUGGGUGGACUUCACCGUGGCAGGUUCCAGCUUUCUAAGCCCCGAACACCAGAAAGUCCAGCAGAGAAAGGAGUCCAAGAAGCCACCGGUCAAACUGCAGUCCCGAGCAGCAGAAGGCUGGCUCCACCCAGAAUAUGGAAGUCUGGAGGAAGGGGCAGAGGAUGAGCUGGAAAUCCGGUUCAACGCCCCCUUUGACGUUGGAAUCAAGCUGUCAGGGGCUCAGUACAAGCAGCAUGGCGGGGCCCUGGGGAAAUUCCUUCAAGACAUCCUUUGGGAAGAUGACAAAGCUUUCGUCUCGCUGUAA